Molecule: messenger RNA, 999 nt
Organism: Naegleria gruberi
Lineage: Eukaryota; Heterolobosea; Eutetramitea; Acrasida; Naegleriidae
Exons: 4
Cellular component (GO): centrosome
Source: RefSeq, a predicted model, not a curated record
GAAAGAUAUGCCUUCUUAGUAUCGUAUUAUGAUUCUCUUGCUGGAUUUGAUAGAGAAUAUCAAUUAUUGUAUUAUACAUUUGAUGAAACAAUUGAAAUGUAUGAUUGCAAGACAAAGAGAGUCUUCCUCAAGAGGUGUACUUAUCCUGAAGUAACAUUAAAAUCAUUAUAUAAGGGUGCGAUCGUCACCAUUAAUAGUCGUCAACUCAAAGUUGUGGAGUAUUCCGAUGAAUUCACUAGAAAGAACUUUGGAGACAAGAAGAAGAGAACUUUGGCCAUGAUAAAACCUGAUGGUGUUGUAAAUAUGGGAGAAAUUAUUGAUAGGAUUUGUAGAGAAGGAUUUCAAAUUUCCAAAAUGAAAAUGACUGAACUCACCACUGACUUGGCACAAACCUUCUACAGUGUCCAUAAAGGAAAAUCAUUCUAUGAUACACUUGUGGCUUACAUGACAAGUGGCCCAAUUACUCACAAUGCAGUGCAUGGCUCAGAUUCUGACGAAAAUGCCACAAUCGAGUCUACCUUUUUCUUUGGAGGACAAGAACAAAUUCCAACAACAGCAACAUUCCAAAAUUGUUCCCUGGCCCUCCUUUUACCUCACAUUGUUUCAGAUAGAAUGGCCAUAGGGAAAAUAUUAAUUGAAAUUCAAAAAUCUGGACUUGAUAUUACAGCUAUGGAAGUGUUUUCUAUUGGAAAGACAGAUGCUUCGGAUUUCUAUGAAGUUUAUAGGGGUGUGAGCCCAGAUUUCCAAAAGAUGGUCUUGAAUUUGUGCUCUGGACCUAUAAUUGCAUUGGAAGUGUCAACAAAGGAGCCAAAUGAUGUUGUCACAUAUUUGAGAAAUGUUUGUGGUCCUAGUGAUCCAGAACUUGCAAAGGUAUUGAGACCAGACACUAUCAGAGCCAAGUUUGGUGUUGACAAGGUUAGAAAUGCUAUUCAUUGUACAGACCUAGAGGAUGAUGGUGUUUUGGAAGUUGAAUUUUUCUUUAAUCUUAUGCAAAAAUAA